This is a messenger RNA of Sphaeramia orbicularis (orbiculate cardinalfish), 1083 nucleotides long. RefSeq names its product multiciliate differentiation and DNA synthesis associated cell cycle protein (gene mcidas). Gene Ontology annotation, biological process: negative regulation of cell cycle; negative regulation of DNA replication. The transcript is spliced from 7 exons. The record is from RefSeq and is a predicted model, not a curated record. Lineage: Eukaryota; Metazoa; Chordata; Actinopteri; Kurtiformes; Apogonidae. Gene Ontology annotation, cellular component: nucleus. Bases 1 to 1083 code for a protein of 360 amino acids.
AUGGAGAUGCGCACAGGCAGACGGGUGUGGGGGGGCUCUGGUUCUACUCUGAUGGGCCAGAAGGGACGCAGACAGACAGCAGCCGCCAACAAGGGACAGAUACUGGGGCCCAGAAGCAGCAGCCCGGUUACCAUGUAUGUGGAGCUGCCCUGCGUCAUAGAACAAGCGUUUUCAACAAUAGCAUGGAGUGAUUUAGAUGACUGUGCAUCAGUGAGGCAGGACAGAGACUCCCUGUGCUCUCAGGUGAAUGAAUCUGACGCAGAUGACCAUGACUUUAGAGAUUACGCACUGGACCUUCUACCAGAUUCUCCUGCCACACUGGAGAGCAGCCUGUCUCCAGCUGAACUUGUACCUUUCCAAGGCUGCGUUAUCCCUCCUCUGACCCCGCAGAGGGACUUCUCUCCAGAGGACAGUGUGGUGAACUCAUGCACAGAGGAAUGCAACACACCUGUGCAGGAUGGAACCCAGUGGAGGAGCAUCACCCAGCAUGACAGCAGCAUGUUGGGAUGUGCUCUACAAGUCAAUAAUCAGCUUCACCAGACUCUUCACAGAAAACAGGAGGAGAUUGACUCACUUCAAGAAAGAAACCAUCACCUCCAGCAGCUAGCCAGUCGGGCAAAACACUUGGCUUCAGUGCUUGAGAGGCUAAUGACUGUCAGCGAUCCACACACCGCAGAACCAGCCACACCAUGUACCCAUGAGCCCUCACUGAGUCCCUGUAAAAGGCAGCGACUGGACGAGGGAUAUGAAACUGAGUCAUGUGACUCAGUGGAGGAGAUGCUGAGGGACAUUAGCACACGCUGCAACGCCGUCCUCCACAGCGCCGCCACUGGCACGAGGCUGGAACAACACUCAGACACUGUGCGCAUGUUCGGUGUGUUCUCAGGCCUACAGACCUCUUUCUUAAAUGAGUCCAGUAUGACGACAGACGGUCCAGAAGCCGGAGACAGCGGGUCAUCCUUCAGAACUUCUAUCAGAGAACACUGCACCAUAAGGACUCAGGUGUUUCCUCAUGGACACGCCUUCACGUCCAGGACUCAGCAGGGAGGACACCGCUUCCGCUGGGUUCCCAAUCACAGCUGA